ACCAGCCCAGUGCCGAAAACUCAGCCUCUUCUGGAUCACGUUCAACUUCACUGAACAACCCCAAAAAACGAUCCAAAAAAGUAAGACUCGAAGAGGAAGGAAGACAAGAAAAAAAGAAAAGAAAAAAAAAACGCGAGGUGCUCCUAACUUCUUUUCACCGCUAUCUGCCAAGAAUUGUCUUCCGGUGUUGACUUUUUUUUUUUUUUUGCGAGCACUGCAAGAGAAAACCCUGCAAAGCACAAAGUUGAACGUGAGAAAUGUGAAGCUACCGGCUUGUGUGUUUCAACCAGGCUCCAGGAUUCCCUAUUAAUCCAUGCAGUACAGUGCAAUGGAUGAAUUUCAUCCCUUCAUCGAGGCACUUCUUCCUCACGUCCGUGCCAUUGCCUACACGUGGUUCAACCUCCAGGCCAGAAAACGCAAGUACUUCAAGAAGCACGAGAAGCGGAUGUCCAAGGACGAGGAGCGCGCGGUGAAGGACGAGCUUCUGAGCGAGAAGCCCGAGGUCAAGCAGAAAUGGGCAUCCAGGCUGCUGGCCAAGCUGCGUAAGGACAUUCGGCAGGAGUACCGGGAGGACUUUGUCCUCAGCGUGACGGGCAAGAAGCACCCGUGCUGCGUGCUAUCCAACCCGGACCAGAAGGGCAAGAUCCGCCGGAUUGACUGUUUGCGGCAGGCCGACAAAGUUUGGCGUCUGGACCUGGUGAUGGUCAUCCUCUUCAAAGGCAUCCCUCUGGAAAGUACAGAUGGCGAGCGCCUCGUCAAGUCUCCACAUUGCACCAACCCAGCACUUUGUGUCCAGCCACACCACAUAACAGUAUCAGUCAAGGAGCUGGACUUGUUUCUCGCAUACUAUGUCCAGGACCAAGACUCACAGCAGUCAGGAAGUCCCAGUAACAAUGAGCCAGGCAAGAACCCUCUUCCAGUCUACUUGGAAGACAGCUUCAUCAAAUCAGGAGUCUUCAGUGUUGCAGAACUGGUGCGAGUGUCCAGAAUGCCCAUCACCCACGGUGCGGCGGUAAACUUCUCCAUGGCUGACAUGCCCAGCCAACCCUACUACCACGACCUGAACUCCAGCGUGGGGCUGCAUCGCUCCCUGUCCUCCCCUCCCGGCAGCAAAAGGCCCAAAACUGUCAACAUGGACGAGAACAUGGACACUAGCCCAACCGGUCCUGACUUCUACUCGUCACCCAGCUCACCGGCCAGCAGUCGGGCAAACUGGCACGAUAGAGACGGAGCAGACAUGUCCUCUCCUACCAUGAAGAAGCCAGAGAAGCCGCUGUUCAGCCCCACCUCUCCGCAGGACUCCUCACCACGACUCAGCACUUUCCCUCAGCCUCAUCACCCAGGCCUAACAGGUGUAGGACACAGUGUUAUAUCGACGAGGAGCCCCCCUCCACACUCGCCCCUGCAGUUCUCGGCCUCGGCUAUCUUGCCCCCGGCGCCGUCGCCCUACUUCUCGCACACCACCAUCCGCUACCCGCCCCACCUCAACCCUGCUGAUACCCUCAAGAGCUACGUGCCGUCAUACGACCCGUCCAGCCCACAGAGCAGCCAGCCCAACAGCAGUGGUCAGGUGGUAGGAAAGGUUCCGGGCCACUUCACCCCGGUCCUGGCUCCCUCCCCACACCACAGCGCUGUGCGACCCGUCUCGCUCUCCAUGCCAGACACCAAGCCCAUCACCACAUCCACAGAAGGCUACUCAGCCCCUGGCACCCCGACGGCUAAUCGUUUUGUAGGCCUGAGCCCUAGAGAUCCCACCUUUCUCCACCAGCAACAGCUGAGGAAGUGUGACUGGAGCGUGACUCAAAACGGCAGGCAUUAUGGCCCCAGUGCCACUGACGACACUUUGGGGAUUACUUGGCAAAGUCCUGGUACCUGGGCGAGCUUAGUUCCAUUCCAAGUGUCGAACGGGACUCCGAUUCUGCCAACAAAUGUCCACCAGAACUACAGCAUAAACAUCAUUGGUGAGCCCCUGGUCCCCGCUGAGACAGGGAACUGAACACACACAGAGGCCGGAUGACCCCCCCCCAGGGUGAAUGGGUGUGUGGGGGGUGUUGGUGGUGCAGAGCUAGCACUACAGGUGUCCGCAGCCAUGGAUGAAACCAGCAAAGCAGCACAAGCUGCAUAAUCGCCCCCAACCCUUCCCUCCCCAACCCCAACCUCUCCCCUUCCAUGUCCCUCCCUCCUGCUCCCGUCCCUACCCCACGAUGGACCCUGGCCGUGAAGUGAAGACGAGGGUUGGUUCAGUGGGCAGGAAAAAAAAAAAAAAGAAAAAGCUUCAGGUGUGCUGUCUCCUCGCCCAGCCCGGCCCACACAUCCACCACCCACCAGUCAGUCGUUGUGUUUGCAGAACUUUUCAAUCCAUUCAAAUACUGUGAUGUAUAGAUGCCUUAAUGUUUUAUUGCAUGACACACUAGUCUCUUAGCGGCAAUUCCUACUAUUUUUCCAUGUUGGGGGAAGAUGUAAAAUCUUGAUUUACACACGCAGACACACACACACACAAGAGAAGAGGUCUACGCAUCUACAACCUCUGCCUGGUGGAUGGCUCAGAGACUCCAAGCUCUCCAGCUCGGACCUCUUGAAAAGAGGCUUUCCCAUGUCAAACGAUUCACUGUGUACACCAUAGGAACAAAAAAAAAAAAAAAAAAUUGUGAAUUCAGAGUGUUUCUUCUUCCGUUUGAUUUCAGUUUACUGUGAUAUGACUCUUUGUUCAGAAAAUGUGUUGACUUUGUUUAUUCUUUACUGCUACUUACUUCAAGAAUUAAUGUAAACACUUACAAUAAGAGUUGAGAACUCUUAAUGCGGUUUUCGAAAAACACUAAACGUUAGGCUUGAGAUUGGCCCCCUCAUUAAAGAAUUUGCAUCUCCUUUACAAAAGGAUUUUGAAAAGACAAUACGAAAAAUCUCGAUAGAGGCAAGUGCAAUUGAAUUUUUGAAGGGAAGCUAUCAGUCUGUCAGCCCUAAGACUCUAAAGGAAGGGGGAUAAAUAUUAAAAUGAUUUUAUGGGUAAAAUGUUUUAGAAAACAUUUGAAUUUGAUUUCAGUCACAUAUCCGUCUCCUCACAUGAAAAAAAAACAUCAAGCGUGAAAGGCUUUUGAAGGCAAGCACUAAGCUACCUGUGCAGCGCUAAGCAAAACCAGCACUUGUUUUGAGCCCUUCCCAUCAGUAUGGGGAUUUUUUUGUUUUUUUUUUUUUAUUUAUUUUGGGGGGAAAAAAAAUAACUGAACAUAAGUAAAGAAAUGAGACGCACCUAGUGUGUAAAAAUGGCAUUUCAUUUUUUAAAAUGUUCACGAUAAGAUCAAGAGCAUAUGCAUUUGGCCAUCAGCUUCUAAAGCUUAUGUUUACAGAAAAAAAAAAUGGAAUGCAAAGUGUUAAUUCAUGGAAAUGUACAAUUCAUGCAAAUGUACAGUAAGCUUAUGUGUAAAGCUACAGUUUGUGCAAGGUUAACUCUGCAGUGGAAGAGGUUGAAAACUGAAAUUGCGAAUCCAGGUGGUGGCAGAUCCCUGAAAUCUAGAAUUGUGCAUGGCAUGUUCACAGCCAUUGCCUCUCCAGUCCAGACAUAUUUAUACAAGGAAAAUCUCUCCAAUACUCUUAAUUUGCACGAUGACAUAUAGUCCACAUUACGUGCCUUGCCUUUGAAUAUAGAGACAUCACUACACUUGUUUUUGCUGCAUUUAUCAUUAUAGAAAAAAAAAAUAACAUUUUUAUGAUAAGAAUUGUUUUGUACUCUGAAUGAAAUUGUUGAUUUUUAACUUCAUGUACUACUCUAUCUCACAGUUACAUUGCAUAUCAAGGCUGUGUAUAGUUGCCGUUUUAAAGUUUGUAAUCAACCAGCAUUUUUUUUUUUUUUCAGUAUUUUGGUGGUUUUUCAGAUAACCUGUCAUCUUUUGUUUUCCUUAUUUUUCAAUGCUCAUUUUGUUCAUCUUCCAGUUACUAUUGUGGAGGGUGGAAUUCAGAAUUAUGAAAAUUAUGCAAUACCAAGUUUUGCCUAUGUAGGUAGUGCUUAUAGAUGCGUCAAUUAUUAGAGGCUAGUUUGGAGAUAGACAAUAUUGUAAUGCAUUUAUUUUGUUGAUAUCGUUGUUUGUCGUUGUUGUUGUUGAUGAUGUUGUUGUUGUUGUGGGUGUUUUCCUUUUUUAUUGACCAAAGUGGGGACUGCUUUCUAUGCAGUGUAUGACAAGGUCUUUUUUGUUUUGUUUUUUUUUGUUAGUUUUUUCUUGCUCUAGCUUAUAGGCCUACCGAAUGACGGUGAGACAAGUUCCAGUGUAUUUUGAAUUCGGGAGUUUAGGGGGAGGGGUGGUAUUUUUCUAGAAGUUAAAAAAAAAUGCACCCUUGGUCUUUCUACGGCUGCAAAGUCACUGAUUGGUCUACUGUGACUCUUACUUUCAACUUUCCACUUGGGGUGCUAGCAUGUGACCUUGAAGGAGCUCAUUUUUCACAGGAGAGACGGCUUGACUUGAGUAUGACAAUCAUUUUAAGAAAUCAUUUUGCGUAGAAUCCCAACCCUUUUCGUAGAUCCCUUAAAGCCGCAACUGAGGGCGGACACCGUCGCGUGCUUUUGUCGAAUCCUACGCCGGACUAUUCCAGACGUCACCGAAUGCAAUUCCCAAGUAGAUGCCUUAAACACAUCAGUGAAGUGGCCUGUGACCUGCGCAACAAUCACACACCGACUAAUGCUCGUGAGACCUGUCCAAAUCAGUUCCAGACAGGCUCAAGCAAGCCUUUAGAAAGUAUUUUAUAAGUAGAUUUGUAUACAUGUAAAUAUGAUAUGCACAUAUGUCAAUUCCUGAGAUACUCCCCCAGCAGAGAGCCCCAUAGAGUAUGUUGAAGUAAAUAUUAGAUCACAGGAGCAUGGUGUUUUCUUACUUCAUGUCCAGUGGUCCAGUAGAGGCUUAAAUAGAAUCCACUAGGAGAAAAAAUAUAGCACUUAAAUAGCACAUAGGCAAUCGUCUUCUUCCCCAUACAGUGUUUUGACCCUAGUCUCAAACUAAAUCUCUCAGGCGUAUUACAGGGCAUUAUUUAUAUCAAUCAUUAUCUUAUCAUUUUUAAUGUAUAAAAUAAAUAAAUAAAGACUUUCCUCACACAGAGAGACAGAGAGAGAGCAGCGCCUCCGAUGCUACUACGACACCUUUUGCACUCUUUCCUUACAAUCGUGAAAGAAAUGCCCCCCCCCCCCCCCACCCCGGAGAGACGGUACUAAUGAGAGCUGUCUCCGACGUCAGCAGAGGGCUAAGGAGCAGAAAACGUUUUUUUUUUUGAAAAAUAAUAAAUCCUCAAGUCAAGCUUAAUCUCUCCAUCUUCACCCAGAUUUCUUAUGCAGGAAAAAAAAAACAAUUGAAAAAGUCACCCCGUUCUAUGUGCACUGUUCUGUCCUUUUUCUUUUUUUUUUUGUUCUUGUUGUUUUAUUCUUUUUUUCUUUUAAAAGAAAAACUAUAAGUGCUUUGCAGCCUUUGGCCAUUGGAAACCCCACUGAAGUGCAUUGUCCCCAAGUGUGUUUGUGAGUGUGUGUGUGUGUGUGUGUGUGUGUGUGUGUGUGUGUGUGUGUGUGUGUAUGCGUGAGUGUGUGAGACAGAAAAAUGUGUCAGGGUCACUGUGCUGUUGGUGUUUAUUUGAAUAGGAGACUGUACAUAAAGGUAAAUAUCCUGAUUGCGUCGAUAGCAGUAGUCUGUGGGGUUGAACUCUGCUUUGGCAGCUUGAGUGUUUGUUUGUAUGUGUGUGCGUGUGUGUGUGAAUUUGUGAUCGAGUGCCUCUGACACUACACAGUAAGAGAAGAUGAGGGUCUUUCUAUCGUAAAAAAAAAAAAAAAGCCUGCCAUAGGACAGGAGUAUGUACACUGUAAACUUUGUCGAGAGUUCUUCUCUGAAGCCCUUAUUUGUAAAUCUUCAAUUCUGGGGAAAGUGAGUCAGUUCCAUUUUAGGAAAAAACAAAUUUAAUUUGGGUUUUGUUUAUUUGUUUCGGAAGCUGGAUUUGAGUUAGAACUCUCCAGAUUUCCCCGAUCAGUAGAAUCUAAAGUGUUUUCAUCAGUUGUUGUAUUCCUGUAUGUAAAGUCACACAAGAAAGGGGGGAAAUGUUCUAUACAGAUCCAUAAAUAUAAAAACAACAACAAUGAAGGCUUUUUUUAUUAUUAAUAUUAUUAUUUCUGAACUUGGUUAGUGCUUAGAUAUUUCCAUUUGGGAAACACUUCAUGACUAUUUGAAUUGUUGUUCUUUCAUUAGUGUGGCCAUAGCGAGUGGGAUGUGAUUUAUCUCCUUUUUUUUUUUUUUAAUUUUGAAAAUGGGUGUGAAUUCUUGUCCAACAAGAUCAUGGUGUGAGUGUGUUUCUUGUAGCAGCUGGGAGGUGAUGUCACUUAACCAGCAGAAAAGGCCCCAGAUUGCACCUGACCCUAAGCGAGAAGCAGGGUAAAAUCUGCAGUGACAAACGUCCUCGAUUUAUCUAUCAGAUUGUUUCUCUCUCUCCUUUUUCUUUCUUUAUUGUCUUUCUUUCUUUUUUUCUUUUUUUUUUUUUUGUUGUUUGGUUCUUUUCAGAGGAAAUGUUGCAAGACGAAUGGUGCUACAUCUCGCCAUAUUUCCGAUUCGGCUGGCCAGCGUUGAGCCAUCUAUUUUGUUCUUCUUGGACUUAAAAGAAAUCUCUUUAAAGAUCAGUCAAAGCAUCAAGGCAUCACUCAUUUUGCACUUUCCACAUGCUGUCUAUGCCUGAUGUAAAAUAGGAAACCCUCAGUUGGCGCUACAAACAAACAUUGCUUUGCAGGUGCUUCUGAAUUGGGUACUGUACCUUCCAGCUGAUAAUAGGUAGUGUAUUUGGGCAUGGUUACGUGUUUCUAUUGCUACGCAGGGUGUGAAUGUAGCCUGUCAAAAAGCUCUUGAAACUUUAUUAAAUCUGAAUCAGUAUUCCACCCAUCAGCAGCUUCAAGAGCCUCAUGUAAAGGCUGAUUUAGACACUCACAACGACCUUAUUUUAGAAAGUAUUAUGUCACUGAUCACUACGAUCACGGAGAAACAGGACAACUUUAUGCAAGGAGGACCCGUGGCACGCAUGCAAUAUGUGUGAUUUUCUCGUUUAACGGAAUGUCACACAUUCUGUAGGGACUGAGAGGAAACAUUAAAACUUCAUUUUCAUCCUACAUGAGCAAUACACACCUUCCAUACUCUGGCUAGCUGCUAGUCACUUGGCAUCAGGUUGUUAUAAAACAUGAAAACCAGCAUUUUUACAGGAUGUAACAUUCACCAAAAGAAGACAAAAAGAUAGCAAUGCAGUGCCUGUUCAAAGCAGUCCAAGUGUCUGUUGUAUAUAAUUGUAAAAUGUGAUAGACUUACUUUCAUAUGUGACGAGAAAAAAAAAAAAAAACUACAAAAAAAAAAACAGCAUCACACAGAACAGAAUGUGGCAAACUCAUCUGGAAAUAUGCUCUUUAUUACUUCUUUGAUGUUUUUGGAGCUUUUUUUUUGUGAUUUAUUCAUUUCCUAAUUAUGUCAGCACACAAUGCCCACAUCAAGCUUGUUCAGAUUUUGAGAGGAAAGGUUUGAGGUUCAUUCUUCUUCUCUUUUUUUUUUCUUUUUUCCUGGGAGGGGGAGUGGGGCGGGGGGGAUCAGUGCUACAUUAUGCGCAGUGAAAGGAUGAAAUAAUGUCUUUUCUUAAAAUUAGUCACCAGUUUUCUCUGCAGGGCUGAUUUUUUUUUUCUUUUUCUUUUUUUUAAUGGGUCUUGUGGCACUUUUACUUCCCUCUGCGCACACAUUUAUACUUUAUGAAUCAUGUUGGAAUUAAUAUGUAACGAACAACAACAACAACACCAACAAAACAAUAUGUAAACAGUCUCCAGUAGUGAUCGUAGUUACACUGCAAACGUGUGCAAAGGUCUAUGUAUGUAUCUGAAUGUACGUUUUAGAGGACUUUUGGAAACCUUUUUUUUUUUGUUGUUUUUUAUCUUUUCAUUUACAGUUUAGGAGUCACAGGUGUCCAUUGUGAACUGUAUAGCGAAGGCCUUGAUAUCCCUUCUUUUAUUGAUUUUAGAAACGCCAAGCGUUAGGCGAUGCCUUCAAGCUGGUUACAUUUGGUGCAGGGGCUAAAAUUGCCACAAGAUUAAAAUCAGUGUAAAUAAAGGCUCAACUUUUUGUGAUUGUUUCUGUUAUAUCCAGCCUAUACUGCUAGCAGCUGUUUUUACUGCAGUCAAUUACUGGAAGUGGAUAUAUUUCCUAUGCAAAACUGUUUAAACAAUAAAAUGAGCUAUGCUACAAAAA
Messenger RNA from Toxotes jaculatrix (banded archerfish), 8228 nucleotides. Its product is annotated as nuclear factor 1 B-type-like. Gene Ontology annotation, biological process: regulation of transcription by RNA polymerase II. The transcript has 12 exons. Gene Ontology annotation, cellular component: nucleus. Lineage: Eukaryota; Metazoa; Chordata; Actinopteri; Toxotidae. The coding region runs from base 314 to 1996 and encodes 560 amino acids. The record is from RefSeq and is a predicted model, not a curated record. Gene Ontology annotation, molecular function: DNA-binding transcription factor activity, RNA polymerase II-specific; RNA polymerase II cis-regulatory region sequence-specific DNA binding.